Messenger RNA from Osmerus eperlanus (European smelt), 1575 nucleotides. RefSeq names its product polyadenylate-binding protein 1-like. The annotation marks the transcript as partial. NCBI's taxonomy places the organism in Eukaryota, Metazoa, Chordata, Actinopteri, Osmeriformes, Osmeridae. The transcript is spliced from 5 exons. Gene Ontology annotation, cellular component: nucleus; cytosol; ribonucleoprotein complex. The record is from RefSeq and is a predicted model, not a curated record. Gene Ontology annotation, molecular function: poly(A) binding; poly(U) RNA binding; mRNA 3'-UTR binding.
AUGAAUCAGCGUCCUUCUAGUCGUCCAAAAGCUUCCUUGUAUGUUGGAGACAUACACCAACAUGUUACCGAGGCAAUGCUCUACAACCACUUCAGUCCCGCCGGGACCAUCCACUCUAUCCGCGUCUGCAGAGACAGGGUCAACAAGCGCUCUCUGGGUUAUGCCUAUGUCAACUUCAAGAGGUCAGUGGAUGCCGAGCACGCCUUAGAUUUCUUGAAUUUUAAACUGACUGAUGGCUCUCCGAUUCGUGUAACUUGGGCCCACCAGCGCGACCCGACCAUGACAAAGAGCGGUGUGGGUAAAGUCUUUAUUAAGAACCUGGACACGUCAAUAGAUAACGAAAAUCUAUACGACACCUUCUCUGGCUUCGGCAAAAUCUUGUCGAGCAAGAUUGCAUGUGGUAACAAUGGCUCAAAGGGCUAUGGUUUUGUUCAAUUUGAGACCGCGGAGGCUGCCGAGAAAUCUAUAGAAAGAUUGGACGGUAUGCUGUUUAAUGACAGAAAAGCAUUUGUGGGCCGCUUCAAAUCUCGCAAGGAGCGCCAAGCUGAGCGAUUUGGUUCAUGCGCAAAGUUCACCAAUAUCUACAUCAAGAACUUUGGACAGGAUGUGGAUGAGCAGAAGCUGACAGAGGUGUUCAGCAAGUAUGGAAAGAUCACGAGCGUCUGUGUCAUGAAGGAUGAGAAUGGCAAGUCCCGAGGGUUCGGCUUUGUGAACUUUGAGAGGCACGAGGAUGCGCAAAAAGCUGUGGAUGACAUGAAAGGAAUGCAAAUUAGCGGCAAGCUGAUCUAUGUUGGCCGCGCCCAGAAGAGGUUAGAGCGUCAGUCCAAGCUCAAGCGUUGGUUCCAGCAGAACCAGGAGCGCCAAGCUGAGCGAUUUGGUUCAUGCGCAAAGUUCACCAAUAUCUACAUCAAGAACUUUGGACAGGAUGUGGAUGAGCAGAAGCUGACAGAGGUGUUCAGCAAGUAUGGAAAGAUCACGAGCGUCUGUGUCAUGAAGGAUGAGAAUGGCAAGUCCCGAGGGUUCGGCUUUGUGAACUUUGAGAGGCACGAGGAUGCGCAAAAAGCUGUGGAUGACAUGAAAGGAAUGCAAAUUAGCGGCAAGCUGAUCUAUGUUGGCCGCGCCCAGAAGAGGUUAGAGCGUCAGUCCAAGCUCAAGCGUUGGUUCCAGCAGAACCAGGCUCGCAUGACAUGCCCUUCUAAGCAGCUGCAGCACAUGAGUGCCCAGAUCCACUCCAAGACCAAAGCCCAGGUCAAGGUCCAGACCCUGACCCAGGAAAAUGCCCAGGUCGAGACCCAGCCUAAGCAGGUCCUGACCCAGCCUCUGGUCCAUCUCCUGACUAAUACCCAGCCUUCUGCUUAUGUGUGGGGCAAGGAGCCUCUGACAGCCUCCACACUGGCCUCCACUCCUCUGCACUACCAGAAUCCUAAGCUGGGAGUGUCUCUCAUCAGCAUCAUCCACAAGUUUCAACCACACCUAGCUGAAAAGCUCACCGGUAUGUUCCUGGAGAUGGAAAAUGAUGAGGUGAUCCACCUGCUGGGGUCUCCACAGGCUCUGCACUCUAAGAUCAAUCAGGCA